UCUCCCACGAAAAAACAGCCUUGUAAAUAUUGCUUCUAACUAUGAUUGCAAACCGAAAAAAAGCCCGCGUCUCAUCAUCAAAUCAUGUGUCGAAGAAGCUCGUAGAAGUAUCUGGGUCAGCAUCCGGAUUAUCAAAACGCGCCUGUACGCUGUGUUUCCCUGUGCACCCUGUACCAAAACACUGCCAGCAGCGAACGCUUGCCAGCGAUACGUGCGUAAUCAAUCGGUCUAGUAGCAAAAACAGCGUCGAGAACGCGAAGGCGACCAGACUCGGAUGGAAGAAUUCAGUCUUUAGGGUACUGUCCGUGUGUUCGCAUCAUUCGUGCUACAAAAUGGGUGCUCUAGGAGCGAUAGUGCUGGCCAUCUUGGUGGCCCGGACGGUGGUGGGAAACACGAUGGAGGUGCAUGUGAAUCAACCGAAUGCCGAGGUGUACCAUCGGCAGGAUAUGAAGCGCGGUGAAUUCGACUACGGAUACCACGUGCAGACGGUGAACAACCAGUUCCAGCACAAGGUAAAGGGUCCGGAUGAUGUGACGUACGGUUGCUACGGUUACGUGGAUCCCUCGAACCGUAAACAUCUGGUGUACUACGUCGCGGAUCGUAUGGGCUACCGGAUCAUCUUCCCGAACCGCUCCACAAAGAUCUUCACUGCGAAGCUUGCGGACAGUUUGAACAAGCUGGAUGGAGCUGUCAAGGGUAAAGACUAUGACGAGAAGGUAGUUGAGUGGAAUAAUCUCUACAUGCCUGAAUCGUGCUUCCGGCUGCACGAGAUUCUAGAGCCUGCCGCUAGCAAUCCGGCUCCAGUUCAGCAGGUUGCUCCUGGGCAGGUUCUAUCAACGGCCCAUGUUCAGGUUCAGCCUCUUCCAACCGCGCCGUCCCAACCUGCACAACCACCAUUGCCACAGCCCACCCAGUACACGGUCCCCACAACUCCUCGGACGUGGACAGAUCAAGCUGGCGCUGGCUCUGUUGGUGUCGAAAGCUACGAUCAGUAUGGACAACAAGGCACCAACGACCAAGGUCAGAGGCGUUUCGAUGAAGACGGCUUCCUAGACCAGAAUCAAGCCGGAGGUCAACAACAGCAACAACAACCAUCUCAAAUCUGGCAAGGCAAACUACCGGACAUUAACCCGGCAAACAUUAACCUGGACCAGUUCAAUGGACACGUUUACCCCAUCCACACUGUCACUGGUGAUGAAGGUCAGGCAGCAGGCAUCCAGACGACGACGAGCCAACUCUCCGCCUCCCAGUACAGUCUGAACAUUACACAACUUCUGGCUCAGAUUGAAGCGGUCAACUCACAGGUCAUCACACUGAACAUGCUGCUGGCCGGUAUGGCCAACAACCCGACGGCUUACAGCAACGCUAAUGAGAACAGUUGCCGCAGCGUGGUACAACUGCUGCAGACCCAAAAGCGUACGCCCCAGCUGAUCUACGUACCGAUCCUGAUCCCGUACACCCAGGGCCAGUACAACAUUAACCAACCGAUCGCAGCACCGGGCGGCCGUUCGGAAGCGUACCGAGGUCAUCAUGCGAACGGUGGCUGCCACAACUGUCGGGGCUGAUAAGGGCUGCCGGAGUUGAUUAGUGACGUUGAGGUGGGCAGUGCAUUAGACAACAUUGAAAUGGAAAUUGUUAAUCGGUUUCAGCCGUGAUUAGUACGUGCGAAACAAGGCCAGGAAUGGGUUUUAUUUUGUUGCUGUUAUAGUGAAGUGAUUGCAAAACAGGGCAGAUGAUGAAUAUGGUAGAUAUGAAGGUAAUAAAUGUGCGAGUGCAUUAACCGAACGUAAA
This is a messenger RNA of Anopheles stephensi (Asian malaria mosquito), 1791 nucleotides long. RefSeq lists its product as uncharacterized. The transcript is spliced from 3 exons. Lineage: Eukaryota; Metazoa; Arthropoda; Insecta; Diptera; Culicidae. The record is from RefSeq and is a predicted model, not a curated record. Bases 42 to 1565 code for a protein of 507 amino acids.